CACAGAUCGCAAGGUAGGCCUUGCCGAUUCAGAGCGGACAAUCAAUAUUUCAUAAACUAAAAACAAAACAACGAAAAUACUCGAAAUUAAUUGUUUCCAAAUUAUCGUCACUGAUGCGCGAAAUCAUUGCCCUUCAUCUGGGCCAAUGUGGGAACAAAAUAGCGGAAAGCUUUUGGGAAACCAUAUGCGAGGAGCACUGUCUGAACGAGCGAGGACAGUUCAUCGGUAAACACUAUCUACCACUGCAGCGAAUCAACGUAUACUUCGAGGAAUCACCCUGUUGCAAUUUCGUUCCGCGGGCGAUAUUUGCCGACCUCGAGCCGGGUACGUUGAACGGACUGAGAUGCAGUCGGUACGGGAAAUUAUUCUCGCCGGAAAGUAUGGUUUGUGGAAUGCCAGGCGCUGGAAACAAUUGGGCUCGUGGAUAUCACACCGAGGGAGCGGAAUUACUGGAUGAAUUGCUGAAUGUGGCUCGUAAGAUGUGUGAGGGUUGCGAUUGUUUGCAAGGGUUCCAAUUGGUGCACUCGAUUGGCGGCGGAACUGGAUCCGGGCUUGGGUCUGUGCUGAUGGAAAAUCUGAAGGAUGAGUUUCCCCGGAAAAUUUUGAAUACGUUCAGCGUUAUCCCUUCACCGAAGGUUUCAGAGGUGGUUGUUGAACCAUACAAUGCAGUGUUCGCUUUAAACACAAUGAUCAACAACAGCGAUGAAACAUUUUGUUUGGACAACGAAGCCUUGUACGAUAUAAACGCAUCAGCAUUGCGGGUGGCAAGACCUGGAUUGGACGACCUUAACCACCUGAUAUCAAUGGCUAUGACUGGUAUCACUUGCAGCUUCCGAUAUCCCGGCCAGCUCAAUUCGGAUUUACGGAAGCUACUAACAAAUAUGGUACCCUACCAGAGGCUCCAUUUCUUUGUACCUGGGGUAGCACCGUUAACCUCAAAAGAGAAUCAAUGCUACAAACAGAUCUCCGUGCCAGAACUAGUCUACCAACUUUUCGACGAACGUAAUCUAAUGGCAGCGUGUGGCCCCUCCAAGGGCCAAUACCUCACGGCAGCUGCGUUGUUUAGAGGGCGUGUUUCAACGCGCAACGUCGAGGAACAGAUGGCAAACAUCAGACAGAAAAACAGCUCCAGCUUCUCCCAGUGGAUACCGAACAACGUCAAAUCGGCUAUCUGUGACAUUCCUCCCAGGGGACUCAAAAUUGCAGCCACCUUCAUCGCUAACACAACCUCUAUCACCCAACUGUUCAACAGACUGCUGGACCAAUUCGGAACUAUGUUUCGGCGAAAGGCAUUUCUCCAUUGGUACAUUGGGGAAGGCAUGGAGGAGCGGGAGUUCACGGAUGCGGAGCAGGGGCUCCGUGAGUUGGUGAAUGAGUAUGAGGCACACGAAACGACAACAGAGCUGCGUGGAGGAGACGGGAACUGAUUUGG
This is a messenger RNA of Toxorhynchites rutilus septentrionalis, 1432 nucleotides long. RefSeq names its product tubulin beta chain-like. Gene Ontology annotation, molecular function: GTP binding; GTPase activity; structural constituent of cytoskeleton. Gene Ontology annotation, cellular component: cytoplasm; microtubule. The transcript has 2 exons. Gene Ontology annotation, biological process: mitotic cell cycle; microtubule cytoskeleton organization. Bases 114 to 1427 code for a protein of 437 amino acids. The record is from RefSeq and is a predicted model, not a curated record. Lineage: Eukaryota; Metazoa; Arthropoda; Insecta; Diptera; Culicidae.